CUCUCUCUCUCUCUCUCUCUCUCUCUCUCCUCAUGUUUAUAUAAACCUGUCCGACCUCGUCUCAGACACCCGGCCCAUGAUUAUUUCUCGUCUUGUGCUGAUUCAGACACAAAUCAUCAUCAUUAACCAAACCCCAAUUCUCAAGAACCUCUCUUCCAUCACUUUCCUCAACACCCCCCAAUAGAAGAACAUGGCAGCCUUUUCAUCAUCAUAUCAGCAGCAGCACCCUUUUCAUCAGCUGCUUGACUCAUCAGAUUUGCUCAGCGCCAUUGAUUACAAGAUGUCUGAGGAUCCAAACUUUUCUCUGUAUUUCUACCCAACUGAUGAUACCCUUCAUUGUCUUGACCAGACCAGUACAAAAGUCAAUAAUGAUCAGGGCACUUGUGUUUUCAGCGUAACAAACAAGAACAGCAUGGAUUCCUCGUCCGUCCUCACUCAUAACUACUAUGAUCAUCACCACCAACUCAUCAUCACUAAGAACCCCAAGAAGAGGAGGAAUUCCAAACAGGGCUCUUCUGUAAAUUCUGCUCAGUCUAAGGAUAUGAGGGAAGUGAUGACGAAGGGAAAAAAGCAGAAGAAAAUGAAAGGCUGUGAAGAAAACAAGUACUGUAAAGAAGGGAAAAAAGAAGCUCCGGCAGCUGGUUACAUUCAUGUUAGGGCUAGGAGGGGCCAGGCCACAGACAGCCACAGCCUUGCUGAGAGGGUGAGAAGGGAGAGAAUAAGUGAAAGGAUGAAGCUCCUUCAAGCUCUUGUCCCUGGUUGUGACAAGGUGACUGGGAAGGCCCUCAUGUUGGACGAAAUAAUCAACUAUGUCCAAUCACUACAAAAUCAAGUGGAGUUUCUCUCAAUGAAGCUUGCUUCUGUUAAUCCCAUAUCCUAUGACUUUGGGAUGGACUUGGAAUCACUCAUGGUUAGGCCACCACCUGAUCAGAAUUUAAGUAGCUUGCCAUCACCAUUAAUGCAAAGCUGCAGCCCUGCAACAGCCAAUCCCUAUGAUCCUCUCCUGGACAAUUGUCUUCUGUUUCAACAAUCCCAAAUCUCAAAUGCUCUUCCCCAGGGUAAUAGACAGGUGUUGUGGGGAGUGGAUGACCAAAGACAAAAAAUUAUAAAUCAGUCGAAAAUCAGCAGCAGCAGCCUGUUCUCAUUCCAUUGAUAAAAGUCUACCAUCUUGCCCUACAUGCAUCUGAUGUUUAGGAAAUUGAUGAAGCAAAAAGGGUAGUAAUUGUUUCCGAUGAUUGAGGUUGCUCAAAAAUUCUAAGUCCUAAACAUUAAUUAUUGCUGCCCGACCAAAUAAGUGCUGAAGAUCUUGUUGCAGACACUUAGGUACUUAGGUGCUGAAGAUCUUGUUUCUCGAUCGGCUUAGGUACUAGUUAGCUAGUCAGAAAUGUAUUAUUGCGUCAAAAAAAAGAAAAAAAAAAACUCAUGGGAUGUAUGUAUAUUUACUGAUUAUUAGUGCAUUUUCUUUCAUUUUAAUUUGAGAUUUUGAUUUUUUUUUUUUUUACUGAGGGUCUGUUAUUACAGUUAAUUUUACAGUUAUGGGUUUCUUUCCAUGUCUAGUAAUUUGCGGAGUUAUGUCUUUGAUUUGAUGCUUUGAUUCUGACUUGACUACUCGUACAUACCUAGUCUUUUGUGGGGUACCAUAUUUAUAUAUGGGGAUAUGUA
Messenger RNA from Sesamum indicum (sesame), 1662 nucleotides. RefSeq names its product transcription factor BC1. Lineage: Eukaryota; Viridiplantae; Streptophyta; Magnoliopsida; Lamiales; Pedaliaceae. The record is from RefSeq and is a predicted model, not a curated record. Gene Ontology annotation, molecular function: protein dimerization activity; DNA-binding transcription factor activity. Gene Ontology annotation, biological process: regulation of DNA-templated transcription. Gene Ontology annotation, cellular component: nucleus.